AAUGGCAAUGUACGAUCUAACCCCACGAAUGGCACCGAACAUGGACAGGCAUUUGGUGUUUCCUCUUCUUGAGUUCCUUCAUAUGAGGCAGUUAUACAACGACGACCACAUCCUUAAAGCGAAGAUCGAACUCCUCAACAACACCAACAUGUGGUUGAUUAAGCAAUGGACAUUCACAAGAGUCUCUACCACACCGAAGAUGUUCCUCAAAACAUGAUCGAUCGGAGGGCUGAGGUUGUCGCUCACCUUAAGUCCCUUGAAGACGCCGCCGCACCCCUCGUCGUAUUCCUCCAGAACGCCGCCGCCGUCCAGGAAUUGAGAGCUGACAAGCAGUAUAAUCUUCACAUGCUCAAUGACAGAUACCAGGGCUUUAUGCACAAAUAGUGAAAGGAGUCUGAGUGCAUUGUGGGGAAAGCUGGCAGCUGAAAUAUUGAUGCAAAACUGGGACAUUGCUCUUGAAGAGCUCAAUCGUUUGAAAGAAAUCAUUGACUCAAAGAAUUUUGCAUCACCUUUGAAUCAGGUGCACAGCAGAAUAUGGUUGAUGCAUUGGAGUCUGUUUAUCUUUUUCAACCAUGACAAUGGAAGAACACAGAUAAUUGAUCUGUUUAAUCAGGAGAAGAAAGCCUUGAUGAAAUUACCUCUUAUUAUAGUAUAUUGUAGCUUUAGCUUGGUGAAUAUCCUCGGCCCUUUUACUCACAACAGGCAAUGUAUUGGUAUCUUGACUUGUACCUCGUGAACGGGUUGGCAUGUUGUUCUCCACUUCCAGACAAGAAAGCUCAUUUGUUGCAGCAAAAUUAAUCAUCCGAUGAGUAUCUGAAUCAUCAGUAUAGUAUUCAAAUUCCAUACGUGCAGGAUUAACAAUUAUUCUCUCUUCGGCUUCCGUGGAUACUCAUGGAUUAUGAAAUAGAUCAUUAUGGGGCUGAGGAUACUCUUCAAGCUAGUCAAAAGACCAUCACUCUACCAGAUCAAAUUCAUGUUGAUCAUGGGGUGGCUAGAUCUCUCAAUGAGGAUACAAUUAUAGAUUCUUCACACAUGGAAGUACUGCCAGAUUUAGGGACUAGACUAAUGGAGGAAUUGGACAUGCAAUCAACUUACCCUCGAUCAUAUCCGGUCAGACCUGAAUUAUUUGAUGACUUGGAUCCUGAGGCUAAAAAGCAUUAUUCUAAAUACAUAGAGGAUAGUGAUACUGAGUUAAACCAAUACUGUGACCAAACUAUGAAUGUUAAUGAUUUGAAUCCUGGAACUCAUCAAGAUAGGGUCUCCUCAAAUAGAGUUUCUAUGCCUGAUUCUUCAAUGGAGGAGGUUCAUGUAAUUAGUCAAGUUCAUGUAAUUAGUCCACAAAUUCAGCAGCUGUGGGGAGGAAGGAACAGAAAGCCCAUCUUUGAUACGUGCGUAUUGUUAAGAGACCAAACGCCUUCGGGAGAUGGCUAAGAAUUGUGAUGAUAUAAUGCAAAGGAAAAGGAAGAUUUGAGGAGACCCUAUCUUGAUGAGUUCCAGGAUUCAAAUCAUUAACAUUCAUAGUUUGGUCACAGUAUUGGUUUAACUUAGUAUCACUAUCCUUCCUCCCCACAACUGCUGAAUUUGUGGACUAAUUACAUGAACCUCCUCCAUUGAAGAAUCAGGCACUGAAACUCUAUUUGAGGAGACCCUAUCUUGAUCAGUUCCAGGAUUCAAAUCAUUAACAUUCAUAGUUUGGUCACAGUAUUGGUUUAACUCAGUAUCACUAUCUGCACGUAUGGAAUUUGAAGACUAUAUUGAUGAUUCAAAUACUAUUACUAUACAAUGAUGGUUAUGCAAAAAAUGGAGUCUGAACCUUUUGCGGCACAUCUAAGGAGUAUUUUUUUAUGGAAUAAUUAUGGGUUAUAUUUAUCUCAUUUUACAUAAAGAAGUCAAGUUCCCACACACACAAAAUAGAGGUGAGU
Gastrolobium bilobum is the source of this 1922-nucleotide messenger RNA. RefSeq names its product eukaryotic translation initiation factor 3 subunit E-like. Gene Ontology annotation, molecular function: translation initiation factor activity. Gene Ontology annotation, biological process: translational initiation. Gene Ontology annotation, cellular component: eukaryotic translation initiation factor 3 complex; cytoplasm; nucleus. The record is from RefSeq and is a predicted model, not a curated record. The transcript has 3 exons. Bases 353 to 736 code for a protein of 127 amino acids. Lineage: Eukaryota; Viridiplantae; Streptophyta; Magnoliopsida; Fabales; Fabaceae.